AUCUUGAUGGUUGGUGCUAUCCCUGCUGCAAUGACGUAUUACUCAAGAUCCAAGAUGCCUGAAACCGCAAGAUACACGGCGUUGGUUGCUAAGGACGCAAAGCAGGCUGCUUCAGACAUGUCUAGGGUUUUGCAAGUGGAGAUAGAGGCAGAACAGGAGAAAGUGGAACAGAUCUCGAGUAACAAGUCCAAAGCCUUUUCCUUGUUUUCCAAGGAAUUCAUGAAACGCCAUGGGCUUCAUUUGCUUGGCACUACAUCUACUUGGUUCCUUCUUGACAUCGCUUUCUACAGUCAAAACCUUUUCCAAAAAGAUAUUUUCAGCGCGAUCGGGUGGAUACCUCCGGCUCAAACCAUGAACGCGAUUCAAGAAGUUUUCAAGAUCGCUCGUGCACAAACUCUUAUUGCCUUGUGUAGUACGGUACCUGGUUACUGGUUCACAGUUGCGUUUAUAGAUGUCAUUGGAAGGUUUGCGAUUCAGAUGAUGGGAUUCUUCUUCAUGACGGUGUUUAUGUUUGCGUUGGCUAUUCCAUACAAUCACUGGACUCACAAGGAGAACCGGAUUGGAUUCGUUAUCAUGUACUCUUUAACGUUCUUUUUCGCCAACUUUGGACCUAAUGCUACAACAUUCGUUGUACCGGCGGAGAUCUUUCCAGCUAGGUUCAGAUCAACCUGCCAUGGUAUCUCUGCCGCAUCAGGAAAGUUAGGUGCAAUGGUUGGUGCGUUUGGAUUCUUGUACUUGGCUCAAAGCCCUGACAAGAACAAGACUGAUGCAGGAUACCCUCCGGGUAUUGGAGUUAGGAACUCGCUUCUCGUGUUGGGUGUGGUUAACUUCUUGGGCAUUCUCUUCACUUUCUUGGUGCCUGAAUCUAAAGGGAAGUCGCUUGAGGAAAUGUCCGGUGAAAAUGAAGACAAUGAGAACAGCAACGAUAGUAGAACGGUCCCAGUAGUGUAGUUUGAUAUGAUAUAUAUGUCUUUUGUUUCUAUUUUUCUCUUGUCUUCUUGUUUCUAGCAACUUAAGUUGUUCUUCGUUUGAUAUUUUUAUGUUCUAAUGCUAUUGAGAUCAAAAUGUUUGUGUAUCAAUUUUAAAAGAAAAG
Molecule: messenger RNA, 1093 nt
Organism: Eruca vesicaria subsp. sativa (arugula)
Lineage: Eukaryota; Viridiplantae; Streptophyta; Magnoliopsida; Brassicales; Brassicaceae
Source: the annotation of a GenBank genome assembly